CACCAGAGAAGCUGGGUCUGAAAAGGAAGACAGCAAAGGGAAGUGGGCACUUCUGCUUCAGCAGUGGCAGCUGGGCACAAAAGGAGAAAUUCUCCCUCCUUGAUCUUCCUCCUCCUAUUGGAAGGCUGCAGUUCAUCUUCCCUUCAAGUUCCCUGUUGUCUGGUAAAACUUUCCAAGAGGAAACUACAUUCUCCAGCAUUCAGAAAACAACUUGAGCUACAGCCAAAGAAAGGAAGAUUGAAAACACCAUAGAAAAUUGAGGAGGGCUGCUGGAAAAUAUUCUGACACUUAUGAUUUCUGACCAUGAAAGUUACACAGGGGAUGACAAAAGAAGAUCCUAGAACCAAGACUAAAGGGAAGGAAACCCUUGUUCACUCAGUUUUGGAACCUUCUUAACUGAAUCAUCUCAUUGAACAGACACUGAUAUGUGGAAUGUUAUUUUGAUCACAAUAUAUAUAGUGGUCUUAACUGGAGGCGUGUGUGGAGUCAUCCAUAUGUCAUUUUUGCUAGUGAAAAUGAAUACACUGUCAGUGACCACAACUGCAAUCAUAAACCUGGUAGCAAUACACACCCUUUUCCUUGGGACUAUUCCUUUUCGAUUGUAUUAUUACUUCAGAAAGAACUGGAUCUUUGGUCAGUUAUUUUGUAAAUUUGUGAGUGUCAUGGUGCACUUUCAUAUGUAUCUCACCUUUUUAUUCUAUGUGUUUAUCCUAGUAACCCGAUGCUUUGUUUUCUUUCAGAGGAAGGAUAAGGUGGAAUUCUAUCGGAAUUUGCAUGCUGUUGCAACGAGUACAGCUGUUUGGGUUUUGGGUAUUUCUACUGGGUUGCCUGUAAUGUUUUUUUGGUAUGGGAACACAGGCAAAUAUGAGAAUAAUACAUGUUUUGAGUUUCAGCAAGAGUUUGAGAAAGAUUCCGUGAAAACAGUUAAUUAUACUCUAAUCAUUUUAAUGGUUGCUGUGACUGGCAUCCUAUUGGGCCUUCACAUUUUCAUGGUUCUCAAAGUGGUGAAAAAACUUUCAGGACCUGUUUGGUCACAUCAGGAGUUACGGGCCCAGCUGAAAAGCCUGGGUUUUGUAAUGGUCAUAAUUCUUUGUUUCCUUCCUCACCAUUUUUUUCGGAUUUAUUACAUUCAGCGUGUCAGUGACAGGUGUGAUCCCCAGUUGAAUACAUACAAUGAAAUUUUUUUGAGCAUCACUGCAAUCAGUUGCCUUGAUCUGUUUGCAUUUGCAAUGACUGGAGGCAAAACCUGGAGGCAAAACCUCACUGCGCUUUCAUGCUGUUAAAAUUUUAUAUAUUUAUAUAACAAAGGCCCACACAGAUUGGUUAUGAAGGCAGAUUUAGAUUUUUUUUUUUUUUU
Python bivittatus (Burmese python) is the source of this 1357-nucleotide messenger RNA. The record is from RefSeq and is a predicted model, not a curated record. Lineage: Eukaryota; Metazoa; Chordata; Lepidosauria; Squamata; Pythonidae.